AUGGCUGAGCUUGUGCGACAAGACAUGUUCGAAGCUGUACUUCUGAGAGGUUUAGAUUCGUCAAAAAACGAUCUAAUAAAAUCUGGGUUAGACUUUUGGUCGACAAAGGAUGCCAUAGACGAGUUAAAGAGACUUAUUCCUUUGGUAGCUAAGAAAUUUUUGGGAAAAUACGGCGAAGGACAGAAAUUCACAGUUGUGAAAGCAUUUCCCAUGCUUUCCCGCAUUGUACAACGUUGGUAUAAAACAUUUAUGAGAAGAAUGAUUGCUAAAUGUGGAGAACGAAAUCCUUGGAGAGUUACAUUUUCCGAGUACCUCAGUAUAGAUCUAUUCAAUAUCAUGCAACAAAUCAUUGCACGAAGCUCGUACGGAGUUAUCUGUAUGUCAACAAAGAAACGCAUUACGAUUGUUUUCUCCAACGAUGCCAGGGUUAGGAAUGUUUUUUGCGAGUUAAUGGACUGCAAAAUCCUAAAAAAAGAUUUUCUGAAAAGGUUGGCAAAAGGGAAGGGGAAAGUAGAAGCUGUUAUAAACACAGAGAAACAAUUUGGUACAACUUAUUUAUUGGAGAAAGAAGAAAUAACAUUUGAUUUCUAUUAA
Paramuricea clavata is the source of this 594-nucleotide messenger RNA. The record is from the annotation of a GenBank genome assembly. Lineage: Eukaryota; Metazoa; Cnidaria; Anthozoa; Malacalcyonacea; Plexauridae.